Danio rerio (zebrafish) is the source of this 3684-nucleotide messenger RNA. It is a transcript of the gene fastk, whose product is annotated as Fas-activated serine/threonine kinase. Gene Ontology annotation, biological process: regulation of mitochondrial mRNA stability. The record is from RefSeq and is marked provisional. NCBI's taxonomy places the organism in Eukaryota, Metazoa, Chordata, Actinopteri, Cypriniformes, Danionidae. Gene Ontology annotation, cellular component: mitochondrion. Gene Ontology annotation, molecular function: Fas-activated serine/threonine kinase activity.
GGCGAACACCGGGGCGGCGGACGACCACUGGUGGAGUGCAAGGGGAGUGUGACGGAAGGCUGGGCAUCCCGAGUUCACAGGCCCUGACAGACGAGUCCGCCGCGGCGUCAGGACAGCAGCCUCGUGUAUGAGUCUGCAUCGAGAUCAUAGACAGAAACAGUUCCGCUCAGGCAGCUUUUACCUCUACUCUGAUAAUCACUGUCUGACUUUAGCUGCUGGGUAAGAGUCGUGCAUGUUGAUCAAGCCAUGCCCUGACCGACCGCACCAAAUUCACGCACAAUAUCAGCCAUACUUUAAUAAACCUCUCGCCGUUUUGUAUCACGAGCAACACAAGUUUCAACACGCAGACACUGAGAAGUGUUUCCUGGGUGUAGCAGCAGCAGCUCGUUAGCAGCUCAGCUUUGCUCCUCUUCCGGGGCCUCAGCAGAUGCUCCAUAAUUCCUGCUUUCACAACAUGUCAUUCCCCUUAAAGUCGUUACUACAGACCAGCUUAUAAACUCACGCCGCUGUCCUGCACGUUUAUCCGUCGAAUCGACUAGAAAACCCGAACGAUAACCUUGCCAAUGCCACUGACUCCUGCGGGCGAACUCAUCCUGCUGGCCCUGCACAUCCAUCCAUGCGCCAUCCUCUGAGAUAAACAUGAGUGUUCACUUGAACUUCGCUGCUGGACCACCCUGUAUACCAUGCUGGGGCUGCCUGUUCGCUUCAGCCUCGUAGCCAGCAGGAGAUUCUCCUCGCCCCACCAGCCAUCUUGCCUACUGAGUCUAGGUGCUCUCGCUAGUAUGUACACUACACGCAUGUACAGCAGUGGUGGAGGCAAGCCGGGUCGGCGCAUCGGCCUCAUGGGGGGAGGGCCACCAAUGCUGGAGAACCACCACCACCACCAUCAUCCACUUCACCCUCACGUUCACCAGCCUCAGAGUUACCCAGCAGUUUACCCAGCCCGUCUAGAUGCCCACCGGCCCCAUUACCAGACCCACCAGCACUACCACACGCACCCUCCUCCAGUCGCUCACCUUCCCCCUCCGCACUACCAGCCUCACGCUCAUCUGCACCACAGCAAGAAGAAGACCUGGAACUUCAUCCAUGAGAAGAUGAGCUAUGACACCUUCUUCACCAUGAAACGGCUGAUAGAUCGCUCGCGAAGCGUGGAUGAAGUGCUCCGAUGGGUCACGCAGAAUCCAGGGAAGAUCUCGCAUAAUCAUUACCCCAUUGCCCUGCAGAAGAUCGGCCAGCUGCUGGUGCUGCAUCAGGCUGGAGGUCAAGCGGGUGGUGCUGCUGGUGGAGGAGCGGGUGAAGGAGUCCUGGCUGCAUCCUCUGCUGCUGGAGGGUCCGGGGAGAACACCGUACGACAGAUUUUAGAUAAUCAGGAUUUCCAGACGCUCUGUGAUGCUAUUGUUAAUGACUGCUCCAAGUUUGACAACUUCAGCAUUGUUAAUUGCCUUUACGCUGUCGCUGCUCUUGGCUUGCCCAGUGACUCUCAGAUCGUGCAGGUUCUGGAGGAAGAGUCUCAGGCUCGUCUGUCCCAAUUCAACCAGAAGGACAUCUCCAUGGUUUUCAGCAGCAGCAUGAAGCUCCAUCCGUCCAGCCAGCAUCCCCUGAUUGAGUCCUGUCUGGCAGGGUUGGAGAAGAACAUUGAGCGGGAGCGUCAUCCUCAAACGCUCUUCCUCCUGCUCUCCUACUACCGCACCAAAUGGAGAGCGCUGCGGGCGGCAGACACAGCCUCGCCGGAGCAGCUGGUGGUGAACCGGAAGAUCCUGCGGCUGGUGAAGCACACUCUGGCCAGUGUCAGCAGCGUCAGGGACCAUGAAAUGGCUCUGCUGGACGAGAUGCUGUCAGCCUGCGCCAGAGAGGCCAGCAACAAGAGCCUUGAGCUCAUCUUCAGCUCACACCUGUUCUACCAGAACCGGCAGGAGAAGUUUGUGAGCAGCCUGGCAGAGGAGUUGCCUAAGAAGGUUGACAGCAUCACACCUUACACCAUGGCUCUCAUCGCCAAGUACAUUGCUCGCCAUCGUCUGAGAGAAACACGCUUGCUAGACACUAUUGCUGACUUCCUGGUCAAGAAGGGUGAAUACCUGGAUAGCAAGGUCAUCCAGAAGCUUGUGUUCCCAUUCAGUCGAAUGAGUUAUCGGCCGGCGAAUGAGGCUCAGUUUUUCUCCAAGCUGGAGAUGGUGCUUGAGCUGAAGGCUCUGAGUUCACCGCUGGCCACCGUCAACAUCCUCAUGUCUUUAUUUCAGCUGGGUCACUUUCCGGGACUGGUUCUUCACCGUGUCUUCUCUCCAUCCUUCAUCAGUAAUGUCAUCAACAGCCCGUAUGCUCUGAUUGUGCGUCGCUAUCUUUCACUGCUGGAUGCAGCUGUAGAGCUGGAAUACCGGGACUACACUGGACCCCGCCUUCAGGACACACACAAGGUGCUCAUGUUCGACCAUGCUUUAACAGCUGAUGAGGUGAACCGCAAAUACAGUUAUAAAGGUCUGGUUGCAGAGGCGCUCAGACAGCUGGUUGGUGAGCACGGAUACAAACAAGAUGAGGUUCUUGCACCUGGAUAUUACACGGAUUUCUUGCUGUGGGUUGACAGCACAGGCCGUGUCCUCCCCAUCAGAACAGGCACACCAGCAGCAUCAUUAGCAGCCUCUUCAACACCCUGUGUAGUGCUGAACCUUAAAUCCCCAGAUGGCUCUGGCUCUGUCUCAACCCUCACUACUGACUUCCAGAAGUUCUCUCCCUUUGCUACGUCACUAGAGGAAGAGGCCGACAAACGAGCAGGAGAAGAGUCUACUUUCCUUCCUGCUCACAUGCGUCCUGCAGCAGCCUCAGGAUCUCAGAGGGUCGGCCCUAACGGAACCGUCCCGCUGGAAUACAACCCAUAUUACAGCACUUCAGAUUACUACUCCAAUCUAGCCAAGGAACACUCUCUGGAGAGCCAGGACAGCUCCACCCUCAGCAGCCCCUCGGACUGCCUGACCCAGACAGGACCCUCCGUUCCUGGGACAGUUGCCCCACAAGACUCCCUGUUUCAGUUUUCCAUUGGAAAGAUCCUGGAGGAUGAGGGAGGUGCAGCGACAGGAGCAAACCCAGGGCCGGACUGCGAGAUCGCUACAUUUUAUGAAGGGGUUUCUUACCCAGAGGGUGGAGAGAGCGAUGGAGUGACCGCUUCUCCACUGCAGCUUCACAACCCAGACAACCCUGAAGCUGACCACAGGACCACAGGGGAGCAGGUCAAGAGGGUUAUUAUGUCUGUGAAUGAUAAAUGGCAUUAUUGCCAUAAUUCAGAUGUGCUGGUCGGAUCCAGGGCCAUGAGAGACCGUCACCUGCGGUUAAUGGGCUACAACAUACUACAGUUGCCCUAUCUGGAGUUGGAGAAGUUGAACGGGAUCGAGGAAGUCAAGCAGUACCUACACAAAAAGCUGCUGGAGGUUCCUUUAUGACGACAUGAACGGAGCGAGUGUGUGAUCGUGUGCUUCAGAGAGCAUGUGCCACUUGCAGGUUUCGUUGUUUUCAGAAAGACUGUGCUGUACGUGUGUCCAUGUGUGUGCGUGUGUGUGUGUGUAUGUAAGAGUCUGUAUGUGCAUUUGUACACACAGGAUGUGAGCAGUCCAUGUUUUCAGGACAAAACACAAGAUGUCUGGCUGGCUGUUACUGUCAUUCUUUAAUUAUACAGAGAACUCCUCUGGGCAAAACUGU